AUGAAAAGAGUUUCAGUAAUAACAUUCUCACUCUUUUUAUUUCUUUCUUCUGUUAUUUUCUCACGUCAUUUCUCAGCAGCUGAUCAACUCAUCCACAAGAAUGAAACAAACCCCUUAAUUUUUCGUUCCCUUGUUUCCUCAUUUGCUUAUCCACUUAAGGGAAAUGUAUACCCUCGUGGGAUUUACGUCGUGCCCAUCAACAUUGGCAAUCCCCCCAAACCUUACGAGCUUGACAUUGACACCGGUAGUGAUUUCACUUGGAUUCAAUGUGAUGCACCGUGUAAAAAAUGCACCGUGCCUAACGAAAAACUCUAUAAACCCCGUGACAACUAUGUAAAAUGUUCAGAUCCAUUGUGUUCUUUCAUUCCGCCAAUACAAGGUAUUUGUCCUAAGCCAAAUGACCAAUGCAAGUAUAGGAUUGAAUAUGAAGAUAAAGCAUCAUCUGAAGGUGCAUUAGUCCGAGACAAUAUACACAUAGGAACCACCAAACCCCCUGCAACUCAACCUUUACUGGCAUUCGGGUGUGGAUACGACCAGCAGUUUCCUCCUAAAACACCCCCAUCCGUAGGGGUCCUCGGCCUCGGCAACGGAAAGAUAAGCAUUUCGUCACAACUUAACUCUCUAGGGCUUUUUCGGAAAGUGUUGGGUCAUUGUUUAAGUUCACAAGAAGGAGGAUAUUUAUUCUUUGGGGACAAAUUUAUUCCACGAUCCGGAGUUGUUUGGACACCUAUAGUUAAUGUACCACACUACAUCGUAGGCCCGGCGGACCUGCUUUUCGACGGAAAGCCUACUUCCAUCAAAGGUCUUCAACUUCUCUUUGACAGUGGAAGCACAUACACUUACUUCCCUUCCCAAAUUUAUAAUGCAAUUUUUAACCAGGUGAAAGAUAAUUUGAAAGGGAAGCCUCUGAGUAGAUCAGUUGAAGAUAGGACGUUACCGGUUUGUUGGGAGAGUAAUCUGAAGCCUCACAAGCUUUUCAAGUCUUUGAAUGAAGUCAAACCCUUUUUUAAACCCUUGACUUUAAUCUUCACAAAGUCAAAGAAUUUGCAAUUUCAAAUUCCACCGGAAAAAUAUCUCAUAAUCUCAGAAUUUGGUAGUGUCUGUUUCGGAAUUCUUGAUGGACAACGAAUGAGCGUUAACUUGAUUGGAGAUAUCUUUAUGCAAGAUAAAUUAGUGAUUUAUGACAACGAGAAACAACAAGUUGGAUGGACCUCUGCUAAUUGUAAUCAAGUUCCUCAUUGA
Vicia faba (fava bean) is the source of this 1242-nucleotide messenger RNA. The record is from the annotation of a GenBank genome assembly. Lineage: Eukaryota; Viridiplantae; Streptophyta; Magnoliopsida; Fabales; Fabaceae.